CUUUAUUCGCUCGCCAUUCGGUUCAAUCUUUUGGUACCGUAAUGCAACAUCAUACGGCCGCGUGGCUGCGACAGAAUUCAUCAAUAAUAUGCACAUGUUCUCCCUCGGCCUUUUCAGCGUCCACCGUGUUGGCCCCGACGGACUUGGAUGGCCGGUUUGCCCCAAGUCCGUCUCCGGUCCUUUGCCUCUGCCUUUGCCUCCCAUGAUCCAAGGCCGUGCACGCUGUGUAUGAUGUGAAUGGCACAAAGCACUACAUAGUACACACGCGUAGCUUGGGUGCUAUGUCAUGUCCUGCAGGGUGACUUUAUCUCGACAUUGUCAUUAGCGUCAGAAUUGCAUGAUGCUAUGCCCAUGCUGCACUGCAGGGGCUUGCCGAGGAGCUGGUGGAGCUGGAGAACCGCCGCUUGCCGUCCACAGCCAAUGACGCCGGCCCUGUUGACCAUACCAUACCGUGCUAUUGUGUCUGUGUAUCUGGAACCGUGCUCCAGCUUGGUCGCCGUUCAUCCACAAUGCUCUUCUCCUCGCCGAGACCUGACACCAUAUAUAAUAAUACUACGCCCAUCGCCUUGGACGGGCCUCUGGUGUCGCCCCCUCUCAGGCCCCAACCUGAACUCAAUUGUCCACCUCACACGCCGGCAGACUCGACAACAUGGCGGACAACACAGUGCCCAUCCCACAGCCCCCUGGGCUGCCACUCCUGGGCAACAUCAACGACAUCAACCCAGAGUUUCCCCUCGGGUCCAUGAUCAACAUGGCAGACAAAUACGGUGAAAUCUAUCGACUAAGUCUCCCCGGAAGAAGUGUGGUCGUUGUUUCCUCACAAGCCCUGGUCAACGAGGUCUGCGACGAGAAGCGCUUCAAGAAGGAUGUCGCCAAGGUUCUUCAGGAGGUCAGAGCUGGCGUCCACGACGGCCUUUUCACCGCCCAUGCCGACGAGCCCAACUGGGGCAUUGCUCACCGAGUCUUGAUGCCUGCGUUCGGACCCAUGAGCAUCCAGGCCAUGUUCCCUGAGAUGCACGAUAUUGCGAACCAGCUGGCGAUGAAGUGGGCUCGCCAUGGCCCGAGCCAGCCCAUCAUGGUCACAGACGAGUUUACGAGGCUGACCCUCGACACCCUCGCCCUUUGCUCCAUGGACUACAGAUUCAACUCGUUCUAUCAUGACGAGAUGCACCCAUUCAUUGAGGCUAUGGGAGAUUUUCUGGUCGAGUCCGGCAACAAGACGAGACGCCCACCUUUCACAUCUAUUUUCUAUCGCGAGGUCGACCGCAAGUACGAGCGCGAUAUUGAGAUCCUCAGGAAAACAGCCGACGACGUGCUCAAGGCGAGAAAAGAGAAUCCCACCGACCGGAAGGAUCUCCUCAACGCUAUGUUGAACGGGGUGGACCCAAAGACUGGGCAGAAGAUGACCGACCAGUCCAUCACCGACAAUCUGAUCACCUUCCUCAUUGCUGGCCAUGAGACCACAUCAGGAAUGCUCUCAUUUGCAUUCUACAACCUCCUGAAGAACCCCGAGACUUACAAGAAGGCCCAGCAGGAAGUGGACGAGGUUGUCGGGACCGGACCCAUCAUGGUCGACCACGUGAAGAAGCUGCAAUACAUCCAGGCCGUUUUGAGGGAAACCCUCAGGCUCACUGCCACCAUCCCCACCAUCUCGGUGAAGCCGCUUCAAGAUACAGUCCUUGGCGGCAAGUAUGCAGUCGGCGCCCACGAGUCCAUCGCGCUUCUUGUUGCCAAGUCUCAGGUCGAUCCCGCUGUCUUCGGCGAGACUGCCCACGACUUCAUCCCGGACAGGAUGCUGGAAGAUAACUUCAACAAACUGAACAGGGAAUUCCCCAAUUCUUGGAAGCCCUUCGGGAACGGCAUGAGAGCUUGCAUCGGAAGGCCGUUCGCCUGGCAGGAGGCUGUUUUGGUUAUGGCUAUGUUGUUGCAAAAUUUCAACUUCAUGCCGGACGACCCCAACUACCACCUCAGCAUCAAGCAGACCCUGACUAUCAAGCCCAAGGACUUCCUGAUGCGGGCUUCACUCCGGCACGGCCUCACCCCCACCCAACUGGAGCACCGUCUCAACGGUACCACUGCUCCCUCGACCCCUCUCGAGAAUUCAGUAGCCAGCCUCUCGGUGGAGUCAGGGGCAAAGGGGAAGCCGAUGGCUAUCUACUACGGAUCAAACAGCGGCACAUGCGAGGCCUUUGCUCAGCGACUUGCCUCGGACGCGCUAAGCCACGGCUUUAGUGCCGCAGUGGUUGAUUCUCUUGACGCCGCUAACGAGAAUCUUCCCACCGAUAGGCCUGUCGCCAUCAUCACCGCUUCCUAUGAGGGUGAACCACCAGACAACGCAGCUUUAUUCUGCAACUGGAUUCAAGGUCUCAAGGGCAAGGAGCUGGAGAACGUUUCGUAUGCGGUGUUUGGCUGUGGACACCAUGACUGGUCUUCGACAUUCCACAAGAUCCCAAAAAUGUGUGAUGCGACAAUUGAGAAGUUUGGUGGAUCGAGAAUAGCGCCGCUGGGGCUGGCUGACGCCGCCGAUGGUGACAUGUUCACCAAGUUUGAGUCCUGGGAGGACGAGGUCUUCUGGCCAGCUAUGAAGGUGAAGUAUGGGAUCGAUGGGGCCGAGAAGGAUGGAGAGGCCCUGCAAGGUGGACUCUCGGUCGAAAUCUCGACGCCUCGGUCCUCGACCCUUCGCCAAGACGUCAAGGAGGCUGUCGUUGUCGAAACCCGCAAUCUCACAUCCCCUGAGGCUCCUACGAAGAAGCACAUUGAAAUCCAACUGCCGAGUGACAUGUCCUACUCUGCAGGAGACUACUUGGCGAUUCUUCCCAUCAACCCCAAGGACAUUGUGCACCGAGCCCUCCGCCGCUUCCAACUGCCGUGGGACGCCCACAUCACCAUCAGCAGCCAAAGCCAAACCACCCUGCCCACCGGCUCCUCCGUGCCGGCAUCUGAUGUUCUCGGUGCCUAUGUCGAGCUCGCCCAGCCAGCCACAAAACGCAGCGUUGCAGCCCUGACCGAGGCUGCAAAGGACGACGAGACCAAGGCCGCGCUCAGCAACUUGGGCGGUGACAACUACCUGUCCGAAGUCAGUGCUAAACGCCUCUCGGUGCUGGAUCUUCUGGAGAAGUUCCCAUCAGUCGAGCUUCCUUUCGCCACUUUCCUCUCACUACUUCCCCCAAUGAGGGUGCGCCAGUACUCCAUAUCCUCGUCACCGCUGUGGAACCCCAACAACCUGACCCUGACCUACGCCGUGCUCGAUGCACCAGCCCUUGCCGGGAAUGGCCAGCGCCACGUGGGCGUCGCCACUAGCUACCUCGCGAGCCUCGAGGCGGGCGACAAGCUGCAUGUCGCGAUCAGGCCGUCGCACGCGAGCUUCCACCUGCCGGUGGACAGCGAGAGGACGCCAGUGCUGUGCAUCGCGGCGGGCUCGGGCCUCGCGCCUUUCCGCGGGUUCAUCCAGGAGCGGGCGGCCAUGCUCGGCGCCGGCAGGAAGCUGGCGCCUGCGAUCCUCUUCUUUGGCUGCCGGGGCCCGGAGCAUGACGACCUCUACCGCGAGGAGCUGGACAAAUGGCAGGCGGCCGGCGCGGUGGAUGUGCGGCGCGCGUACAGCCGGAAGCCCGAGGCCAGCGAGGGCUGCGCCCACGUGCAAGACCGUCUGUGGCAGGACCGCAGGGAGGUGCAGGCGCUAUGGGAUCAGGGGGCCAAGGUCUACGUCUGCGGUUCCCGCGGCGUGGGCGAUGCGGUGAGAGAAGUGGCGAUCAAGAUGUACGUCGAGGGCGCCAGGGUGAACCAUGGCAAGGACCUGAGUGUUGAGGAUGCGACGGCGCGCUUCGACGCUGUGAGGAAUGAGAGAUACGCCACGGAUGUGUUCGACUAAUUUCGUACCAGACUGGGGAUACAGACAGGUUGGCGUUGGAUAUAGGAAAGGCAGGUCUGGGUCGACAAAAGCUUAGGUAGAUCGGACAGGAGCUCAUAGAUUGGACAUUUCUUUUUAAUUUAGGCUCUCUUAUCUUUUA
This is a messenger RNA of Diaporthe batatas, 4007 nucleotides long. RefSeq lists its product as uncharacterized. Lineage: Eukaryota; Fungi; Ascomycota; Sordariomycetes; Diaporthales; Diaporthaceae. The record is from RefSeq and is a predicted model, not a curated record. The transcript has 3 exons. Gene Ontology annotation, cellular component: cytosol. Bases 650 to 3868 code for a protein of 1072 amino acids. Gene Ontology annotation, molecular function: iron ion binding; aromatase activity; heme binding.